AUGACUUUCAUCAGCCUGGUGUCAUUCAUCAGUGUGUCCAGCAGAGCUGCGGCCCUCAGGAGCCUCUCAGGGGCCCCUGCAGACGGACCUCCAGAGCUUGAGUUUCAGACCGUCACGCUAAUGCAGCUCACAGACGUCUGGUGUGCAGUCCUGUCUGUGUUUGUGCUUCACUGUCCUGCAAAACUGUGUUUGUGUCUGUCAGGUGUGUGUCAGAGUGCAGACAGCAGCUCACCGGAGGAGGACCAGCGAGUGGUUAAUGUAGUGUUCAUCGACCGCUCCGGACAGAGGAUUCCCGUCGAGGCGAGGGUCGGAGAUAACGCUCUUCACCUGGCGCACAAGCACGGCAUUGAACUGGAGGGCGCCUGUGAAGCGUCUCUGGCCUGCUCCACCUGCCACGUGUACGUCAGCAGCGAACACUAUGAGAAACUUCCAGAGCCUGAGGAACGGGAGGACGAUAUGCUGGACAUGGCUGCGAUGCUGCAGGAGAACUCUCGUCUGAGCUGCCAGAUCGUCCUGACGCCGGAGAUGGACGGCAUGGAGCUGACGCUGCCCAAGGUCACCAGGAACUUCUACGUGGACGGCCACGUGCCCAAACCGCACUGAGCCGCGUUCCAGAUCGCAAAGCACUGUGGGAUAUGACACUAACCCAGCCUCUUCCUCCGCGCGGCUCUCAGUGAGCGGGUUAUGAGCUGAAGAGCACUGAACUCUUGAGCUGAAUUCGGUCCUCAGGUAUUUCCUCAUGAAGGACUCCGGCGUGCCGCUUCAUUAUCCUUCACAUAACCACAACAUUAGAGAGAGUGUAGUUUUGGUUUAAAGGGUUAGUUCACCCAAAAAUGAAAGUUCUGUCAUUAAUCACUCGUUCCAAACCCGUAAGACCUUCGUCGAUCUUCAGAACACAGAUGAAGAUAUUUCUGAUAUAUAUACGACUCUCUGACCCUGCAGAGACGGACAGCAAGAGAACUGAAACGUUCCAGGCUCAGAAAGCAGUGAGGACAUCGUUAGAAUAGUCCAUGUGCUCAACCGUAAUGUGAUGAAGCUACGAGAAUACUUCUGUGCACAAAGAAAAGAAAAAUUCACUGAUUUCUUGUGUCAGUCUGCGCCGUGCGUUCACGAGAGUAUCACGACACAUGCGUGUGCUUUCCUCUGCUCAUAAACAAGCCGCAGCACAUGCGUGUUCUACGUCAGAACACCGGCUCCUGCGUCAGCAGCAUCACACGCAUGUGUCACGGUACUGUCAUGACUGACACGCAAGAGAAGAAAUCAGUGAAUAAAGUCAUUAUUUUUCUUUUCUUUGUGCACAGAAGUAUUCUCGUAGCUUCAUCACAUUACGGUUGAGCACAUGGACUAUUCUAACGAUGUCCUCACUGCUUUCUGAGCCUGGAACGUUUCAGUUCUCUUGCUGUCCGUCUCUGCAGGGUCAGAGAGUCGUAUAUAUAUCAGAAAUAUCUUCAUCUGUGUUCUGAAGGUGAACGAAGGUCUUACGGGUUUGGAACGAGUGAUUAAUGACAGAACUUUCAUUUUUGGGUGAACUAUCCCUUUAAAUGUACUGAAAACAUCAAAAUCCGAGAACUCUCCGUUUCUUUUCUUUGUAUGAAUAAAAAGAUUUUCUGCAUUGUUUUUAUGACAGUUAGGCACAUUUGCUUAUUGUUUCCCAUGACUGUAAUGCAGAUGUUGUUUCGUUCAUAGUUAUAUAAUUCACAUUAUCCUCCUCCUCGAUGACUUACUGUACUGCAGCAAACAUUACUGUAGUACAAUAUGUUACUGAUGGAAGUCAAAAUGAAAGAAUGUGCAACAAAUACUGCUAUGAUGCAUAAACGGGCUUGGUUUUCUUCAUACACUUAUUAUUGCUUUGUUGUUUUUGUGGUGAAGUAUGAGCUGGACAGGAUCUCACGGAAACAUUCCACUUCACAAAUAAUGUCAGGCUUUUAUUAAUGUUAAGGUGUUGAGAGUUAUGGACACGGCAGAAAGAUACCGCUACACAUCUGCUCUGAUGUAUGAUGGCUCUGUUCUUCAAUCCGUCCCUGAUCCAGCAGAUGUAGGCUCUCCAGACAUUCCUGUGUUUUACAGUGAGACACAGUCACUGCAGAUCAUUCAUUACUAACAAACACACAUUUCUCCUGUCUCUACUCCAAUUAUUCAGAAAUAUGUAGAAACCACAAAUCUGUGUGAGGUGUGUACAGUAUUAAAAAUGUCAUGUUUGAUUCUGACGUCUAAAAUAAACAGUCACGUGUCAUAA
Sinocyclocheilus rhinocerous is the source of this 2236-nucleotide messenger RNA. RefSeq names its product ferredoxin 2 (gene fdx2). The record is from RefSeq and is a predicted model, not a curated record. The transcript has 5 exons. Lineage: Eukaryota; Metazoa; Chordata; Actinopteri; Cypriniformes; Cyprinidae. Gene Ontology annotation, biological process: P450-containing electron transport chain. Gene Ontology annotation, cellular component: mitochondrion. Gene Ontology annotation, molecular function: electron transfer activity; 2 iron, 2 sulfur cluster binding. Bases 1 to 603 code for a protein of 200 amino acids.